Drosophila biarmipes is the source of this 1373-nucleotide messenger RNA. It is a transcript of the gene Fer1HCH, whose product is annotated as ferritin subunit. Gene Ontology annotation, biological process: iron ion transport; intracellular iron ion homeostasis. NCBI's taxonomy places the organism in Eukaryota, Metazoa, Arthropoda, Insecta, Diptera, Drosophilidae. Gene Ontology annotation, cellular component: cytoplasm. The record is from RefSeq and is a predicted model, not a curated record. The transcript has 5 exons. Gene Ontology annotation, molecular function: ferric iron binding; ferrous iron binding. The coding region runs from base 147 to 884 and encodes 245 amino acids.
AGCGAGUUCCGUUUAAAAGUGUUUUGUGCGCCGUUUGGAACGACAGUUCGCUUUCGAGUUCGCUAAAAACACAAAGCAGAGGCAUUAGCUCCACUGAAAAAUCAGAUUAGAGCUGUCAAGGCAGAAGACUUCUACGACGAACAAAGAUGGUGAAAUUGAUCGCUAGCCUGCUCCUGUUGGCCGUGGUGGCCCAGGCCUAUGGAGAUUUCAAGUCCAAGCCAGAAAGCAAGAGUUUCGCCAGAGAGCUGCAGAAAGAGCGAGAAAAGCAAAGGCAACAGGAAAGCAAAAAACAAAACCCAAACCAUGACGGAGGUCAAGAUCAGGGGUGCAAAGGCUCUCUGGCUGUUCCCGAGAUCACCAAGGAUUGGGUGGACCUGAAGGAUGCCUGCUUGAAGGGCAUGCGCCACCAGAUCCAGGAGGAGAUCAACGCCUCCUACCAGUACUUGGCCAUGGGCGCCUACUUCUCCCGCGACACCGUCAACCGCCCCGGAUUCGCCGAGCACUUCUUCAAGGCCGCCAAGGAGGAGCGUGAGCACGGCUCCAAGCUGGUGGAGUACCUCUCGAUGCGCGGACAGUUGACCGAGGGAGUCAGCGAUCUGAUCAACGUGCCGACUGUUGCCAAGCAGGAGUGGACCGAUGGUGCUAGCGCUCUUUCCGAUGCCCUCGACCUGGAGAUCAAGGUCACCCGCUCCAUCCGCAAGCUGAUCCAGACCUGCGAGAGCAAGCCCUACAACCACUACCACCUGGUGGACUACCUGACCGGCGUCUACCUGGAGGAGCAGCUCCACGGACAGCGCGAGCUCGCCGGCAAGCUGACCACCCUCAAGAAGAUGAUGGACACCAACGGCGAACUGGGCGAGUUCCUGUUCGACAAGACCCUGUAAAGUGGGCGGAGAUAGCGAGUGGAGCAGCCCGGUCACGCAUCAAAAUUAUCAGCCAGUCGACUUCAUAACGUGUUCUGUUGUUAUCUGUUAGCCCAAAGAGCCUUCCCCGAGGGUCCGCUUCUAAAUCAUCCAACCAACCAAGUCAACCGAGACUGGCCAAUAAAUUAUCCGUUCGACUGCGAUCCUCAAAGCAGCACAGCAAAAUUCCACGUCUGUUCUUUCUUAUCGUACAUCAACAAAGCAGCGCAUGUCUUAGGUAUUUAAGUUCUUUGAGUUGUGAUUUUCCGUACACCUCGGGAGGGGCUCAGCAUUAUGCAAUCGCCGAGAUUUCGCCUAGGUUUAAGUGGAAGCGAUCACGCGCAUAGGAAGACACUCAAGCACAACCCAUUCAGCACAUCCUAUAUCUUUAUAUUUUUCUGUCAAUUAGACGAGCAAGUUCUUAAAUAAACAAUAUAUAUGUAACUAAAUAAAUCUGAUAUUUGCAGUUUA